This is a messenger RNA of Periconia digitata, 1746 nucleotides long. The record is from the annotation of a GenBank genome assembly. NCBI's taxonomy places the organism in Eukaryota, Fungi, Ascomycota, Dothideomycetes, Pleosporales, Periconiaceae.
UCUUUGGACAAGAAAUUUUCACCGCCGAAAAUGAGCGAAGGAACAGGUCCCGCUCAGCGGGUUGCGAUUGGAAUUUCCUUUGGUAAUUCCUACAGCUCUAUUGCCUACACUACUGGUGAAGGUAAAGCCGAAGUUAUUGCCAACGAAGACGGAGAUCGUCAGAUCCCCUCUAUUCUCUCCUACGUAGAUGGUGAGGAACUUCAUGGAGGACAAGCCAAGUCACAGAUUGUCCGAAACGCGAAGAACACGGUCGCAUAUUUCAGGGAUUUCUUGGGACAAGAAUUCAAGUCGAUAGAUCCCACCGCUGCCCACCAAUCUGCUCACGCCGUCCAGCACGAGUCGACCGUCGCUUUCAAAAUCCGAGACACCGAGGAGGAGAAAGAGAACGAGGUCACUGUCUCCACCAUCACAUCCCGACUUUUGAAGAGAUUACGGCAAUCUGCUUCCGACUACCUUGGAAAGCAAGUGACUGCUGCCGUUAUUACCGUACCCACCAACUUCUCCGACGCGCAGAAAGACGCUUUGAACAAGGCUGCUAAGGAGGCUGGUAUCGAGGUGCUCCAGUUCAUUAACGAGCCCGUGGCUGCCGUCCUCGCUUACGAUGCCCGUCCCGAUGCGAAGCUCGCCGACAAGAUCAUCGUGGUCGCGGACCUUGGAGGGACCCGCUCGGACGUCGCUGUUAUUGCCUCAAGAGGUGGCAUUUACACCAUUCUCGCUACUGUUCACGACUACGAGGUUACCGGCCUGAAACUCGAUCAGGUCCUUAUGGACUAUUUCGCGAAGGAGUUCCUCAAGAAAAACAAGUCGGCUACCGAUCCUAGGGAAGAUACCCGUGGUCUGGCCAAGCUCAAGCUUGAGUGCGAGGCAGUCAAGAAGGCUCUGUCGAUAGGCUCCAGUGCCAACUUCUCCGUUGAGAGCUUGGUGGGUGGUAUCGAUUACACCGCUACCAUCAACCGCACACGAUACGACUUGCUCGGUAACAAGCUUUUCGCUGCUUUCUCCAGGCUCGUUCUCCAUGCCGUUGAGAAGGCCAAACUUGAUCCUCUCGAUGUCACAGAGAUCAUUCUCGCUGGUGGCAACGCACACACCCCCAAGGUCGCGUCCACCGUUGGUGCAGCCUUCCCCGAAACCACCACGGUCAUCGCUCCCUCUACGAACCCCGCUGCCAUCAACCCCUCUGAACUCCCCGUCCGCGGCGCUGCCAUCCAGGCCAGCUUGAUUGAGGAAUUUGAUGUCGAGGACAUUGAGCAGAGCACGCACCCUAUGGUCACCGUAACCCCUCACCUCUCGCAGGCCAUUGGCGUUCUCUGCAUAUCAGGUGACGAGUCUUCAGGCGUCUUCCACCCCAUCGUCGACGCCGAGACAUCCCUCCCCGUUCGCAGGACUGCCAUCAUCGCUACCCCCCGCGAAGGCGGCGACGUCCUCAUCAAACUCGCCGAAGGCUCCCGUCACAUCAAGGUCACUAAGCCCGAGCCCAAGCCCAAGAAGGAGAAGGCCGAGGAUGACAGCGAUGACAGCGAUGAAGACGAGAGCGACGAGGAGGAGGAGCUCAGGGAAAAGACGUGGAAGGUUGGCAAGAUCCUCAGCGAGGCUGCUAUCCGCGGCGUCAAGAAGGGCGGCAAGGUCGAGGUGCAGAUCAACAUUGGCGCCGACCUUGGCGUUAACGCCAUCUAUCGCGAGGUUGGUGGCAAGGGAGGUGUCAGGGGCAUAAUACAGGGCGGCAAGGCUGCCAACGGCUCUGCUUAA